GGUUAAAAUGGCAGUCUGACAGAAAUUUGUUAGUUUCUUUCAAAUUCUCUUGUUUAAAUGUCAAUUACCUUUUUCUGUUGUGCGUUGUUACUAGCAGUUUAUAAAUAUUCGCGGAUUAUGUCAAAUUAAUGGCACCACAUACCUAUGGGAUGGGCAACCCACCCAUCACCUAUGCACUUUGAUUCUUUGAAAAUUGUUCCUGAACAUUUAGUGGAAAGAAUCAAGCUGGAAGAUACAAUAUUUCGCGAUUCGUCGCAGAAUGCUCCAGGCAGUCCAAUGUAUUCAGCAGCAGCACUUAACGCUGUGUCCUUCAACUCCUGGGGCAUUACAAAUCAGUGCAGUGUGAAUGGAAUUGCUACAGCUACCAAUGGUGUAUCCACCAAAGUACAAACGACUAAUGAAUCGAAUGAACUUGCGGAUAAUGCAUUAAAUAGACAUGGUAAUAGAGCACCUAGUACCUCUAACAGAAAUAUGAAUAAUAGUUUUAUGUCCACAACUAUGUUUUUAAUGAAUGAGUGCCUCCAACAAAACAGCACACACCAGUCACAUUUAAAUGCAAAGAAACACGAUAUAUUUAAUAUAGCGUGUGAAAAAGGGUGUAAUUGUGACAGCACAAAUUCUUUAUUUCGUGCAGGUAAUAGCCUGAUGUUUGGUGCUGACAAGCAUGUUGGGGCCAAGCACUUCAUGACACCAUGUGGUCCUCUUCAGCUAACAGCCCAAGAGUGUGGUGAAUUCCUUCUGAAGAAAGCAUCAGUUACUUCCAACUUACUAGGACCAGAUACUGCUAACAUAGGACAACAACCAGUCAGUGCAGGUAACACCAAUACCACCGGUGUUACACAUAUAAAAGGCAGACCAUUGGAGGGAGAAGCAACUGAUGACACACAGUCAUCAAACAACAGCAACGGCAAAUUAACCAUAACUACUGGCCAUAACUUAAGUGGUGGCCAUAGAUAUAGGUUGGAUAAAGAACGACCGUUCUCAUGUCCAGAAUGUGGUAAAUCAUUUCUUCUCAAGCAUCACCUUGUCACACAUGCUAGGGUUCACACUGGUGAACGCCCACAUGUAUGCCCUGAAUGUGGAAAAAGUUUUGCCCAUAAACACUGUCUCAGCACACAUCUACUACUACACAGCAGUGAACGUCCAUAUAAAUGUUUGGAAUGUAAAAAGUCAUUUACAUUAAAGCACCAUCUAGUUACACAUGCUCGUGUGCACAGCAGGGACCGGCCAUUCAUAUGCCAGGAAUGUGGAAGAACAUUUCCACAGAAAAGACAUCUUGUAACACACUCAAAGUUUCAUUCUGGAGAACGGCCGUUUGUUUGUGAUGAAUGUGGUGAAUCAUUUUCUCAGAAGGAUCAUCUUGUGAUUCAUUCCCGGUUCCAUGGUGGUUUGCAUCCUUAUGUGUGUCCAGACUGUGGCAGUACAUUCACACGCAAGUUUGAAUUGGUGAAUCAUGGACGGCUUCAUGGGAGAGUUCCUCACUCUUGUGAAGUCUGUGGGAAGGAAUUCUUGCAGAAAAGAACACUUCUAGCACACACAAGGUUGCAUACUGGAGAUGACAGACCCUUUGUUUGCCAGCAUUGUGGGGAGGCAUUUUCACGUAAACCAGAGCUUGUUGAGCAUUCCAAAAUACACACGGGAGACAAACCAUUUGUGUGCAGAGAAUGUGGGAACUGCUUCUCGAGCCGGGAGGGCCUCGCACUCCACUACCGGCUGCACGCAGGAGACCGUAAUGUGGUGGCAGAUCUCUGCGGCUUGGCAUCAGCUCUGCAGCAGCAGCCAGCUCAUUUCCUAUGUCCACAACCUCUUCCCCCUCCACCACCUCCACAUCCUCCUGUCAGCAAAGCUUCACCUGUUCCUCACACACAUACACCACCAGCUGUGGCUGGUCAUGGCUAUCCAAAGCCUAAACCUCACGUUUGCCCUGACUGUGGUAAGUGCUUCACUCAAAAGCAUGGCCUAGCACAACAUAAUCGUCGCCAUAGUGGUGGAUCCUGUGACAUUAAGCGGCAUAUAUGUGAGAAAUGUGGCAAAGCAUUCUAUCAAAAAAAUCAUCUAGCUCUGCACUCCCGUCAGCAUAUGGAUCCACAGCAACAGCAACAACAGCAGCAGCAAAGGCAACAACAACAACAGCAGCAGCAGCAACAUCAGCAGCAGCAACAACAACAACAUCAGCAGCAACAGCAUCAACAACAGCAACAGCAGCAUCAACACCAGCAGCAGCAGCACCAGCAGCAGCAACAUCAGCAGCAGCAAACCCAAACCCAGCCUUCCACAUCAGCAGCAGCAGCGGCAGCUGCUGCUGCGGCCGCCGCAGCAGCAGCUGCUGCAGUUGCAAACAAAUCAUAUGAAGUUCUUGUGCCUGCACAACCUGAUGCCCAAGGACCUCCUCGGGAGGUAAAACCUUUUGAGAGCCUCAUGCCAGCUCCUGGAGAAUAACACUGCUGGAAGUAAGGCUGAUUUUUUUAGAUUUUGUAGAUGUAGGGUUUCAUACCUACUACAGUUAGUGUUGAGCAGUUCGUACAUGUUAGUCACUUGCCGGUCCACUGCCAUUUUGUCUGUAAUAGACAGCUUAUUAGCUGUUUUUAUCGCUCUUCUUUUAUAAGGCAGCAGUUUCGUGAAUCAUGCAUGUAAAAUAUAAUCUUUGCUUGAUAGCAGGCAGCCAUUUUACAGAGUUUGUGUCCCAGUUGUUUAAUUCAUGUCUGUGACGUGUGUGAUUGUUUUGUGGAGAGUAAAUUAAUUUUAUUGAUGAAAUGUGAAUAUUGGAAAUAUUUUUAGAUCAAUUGGGUCAGAAACUUAAAGUUUUUGGUAGUAUACAUCAUGUGACAUUCCCAUUCACAAGUGUUAGAAGACAGAUCAUACAUUCAUUGAUGGUUGACAUCAGUUAAAAGAAGUAUAUUAGUAUUACACUCAGUUUGAUAAACUUUUUUCUAGUGCAGCUGGCAAUUUAAUUUUAAAAGUUUUAUUUUUCUGAAUUUUUUGUCAAAACAUUUGUUUGAAUUGCAAAGAGCAUUGUGAUUGUAUUACAUUGCACUUUUUUCCAUCAGAAAACCUUCUGACUGAUUGUAACACUUGAUUGUCAUGAAAGCAAAAGAACUGAAUGAGCUCUUUAGCUGAUAGUUGUCCUGCAAUAACAAUUGCCAACAUUAUAUUUCAU
Molecule: messenger RNA, 3157 nt
Organism: Schistocerca cancellata (South American locust)
Lineage: Eukaryota; Metazoa; Arthropoda; Insecta; Orthoptera; Acrididae
Product: zinc finger protein 569-like
Exons: 3
Coding region: 145-2439 (764 amino acids)
Biological process (GO): regulation of transcription by RNA polymerase II
Molecular function (GO): RNA polymerase II cis-regulatory region sequence-specific DNA binding; DNA-binding transcription factor activity
Source: RefSeq, a predicted model, not a curated record